This is a messenger RNA of Klebsormidium nitens, 1995 nucleotides long. Lineage: Eukaryota; Viridiplantae; Streptophyta; Klebsormidiophyceae; Klebsormidiales; Klebsormidiaceae. The record is from the annotation of a GenBank genome assembly.
CACGACCUUUCGGUCCAACCCCUUUUAGUGUGCUAGGUUAAGCACGACGCUCAACCAACUGAGCUAGCCCGAGGAGGCUCCGUUACCAUUCAGUGGCCCGCAGGAUCGAGUCCGCAACCAAUUAAGGACAAGGGUCCGAACUAGCAUGAGGAGGAGCUAUCUUUAAGGAGCUGCAGCGCAAUGGUGCCCAUCUGUGCACAGCAUGCAUUGCGAUUUGCACAUGCCUUGAUGAACCAUAUUUUGAAAUUUGAGACGCAGUGGCGGCUGAGGGUGCGGCUACCACUAGACUUGAUGCCACCUUUGAUGGUAGACCCUUCCGUCCUCCAGAAUGUGGCAUACAUUGAGGUCCUGACUUCGAGGCACUGGUGAUUGUUUGUUGGUUGAGUUGACGAAGUACUGGCGAUGGCUUUGCGGCGCGCGCUCCUUUCAUUGAAGGCACCCAGCUUUCACGCGCCAUCUCGGGCAUUGACGAGCAGUCACAUGAUUGCUGAUUUGUCUCUUGAUCGAGACAUUGCCGAGGAAAGUGGUUGCAGUGAAGCGCAGGAAAGGCCUGCCUGUGCACCCAGCUCUGAAGCGCCCUCCACAUCGUACACUCCGUCUCCGCCCUUCCCGCUGUUCCACUUGCACCGGGCAGCAUUCCACCAUGCUGUAGUGCACGCCGCGCCCGAGGCAGCUGCGCUGAGCUCUGGCGUGUCUCCGAGUGCCCUGGCGUCCAUGGUGGCAGCGGGUCAGCAAAUGAAGUCAGGGGGGACAGGCGGGGGGGGCACAACUCCAGGCACCAAGAACGGCCUCUGGAGGGGCGAACCUAUGAAGCAGCUCACCAUUGGGCUCAAGCGCAUCGGGGGCCGCAAUAACACGGGUCGCACCACCAUCUGGCACCGCGGCGGGGGCCACAAGCGGCUAUACCGCGUGAUUGACUUCAAGCGGCAGGGCCCGCUGGUGAACGACGUGCCAGCGAUGGUGCAGCGCAUCGAGUACGACCCCAACCGCAAUGCGCACAUUGCUCUCAUUCGCUACGUCAGCGGGCACGUGGCGUACAUCCUGGCGCCAGAGGGGCUGGCGGCGGGGGACCCGGUCAUGGCGGGGCAGCACGUGGACAUCAAGCCGGGGAAUGCGCUGCCCCUUGGAAACAUACCCAGGGGUACUGUGAUCCACAACAUCGAGCUGACCCCCGGGCGAGGCGGGCAGCUGGUGCGGGCGGCUGGGGCGUCCGCGCAGCUCAUUGGCCAAGUGGACCGCUACUCCCAGGUCCGGCUUCAGAGCGGGGAGAUGCGCAUGAUCCUGGCCAAGUGCAUGGCCACGGUGGGCAGUGUGUCGAACGCCAACUACCACAACAUCAGUUGGGGCAAGGCCGGCAAGUCGCGCUGGCUGGGGUGGCGACCAACGGUGCGCGGUGUGGCCAUGAACCCUGUGGACCAUCCCCACGGAGGUGGUGAGGGUAAGACGUCGGGGGGGCGGAAGGGCAGCAUGUCGCCUUGGGCGAAACCGGCAAAGGGGGGCAAGACGAGAAACAAGAAGAAGGCCAGCACAAAGCUGAUCAUGUCGCGACGGAAAAAGCUGUCAGCAAGGUAGUGCCAUCCAGAACCUUGGCUUCGAUACAUCCAGCCUUGUGUAGACUACAUGAGGGACGAGUUCGUAGGUAUCUGCCUAGCCUGCUCGAGCAGCUCGUAAGGUUUAUGCUUGAACCUGCUUGCUGCAGUCGCUUAAGUUGUCGCUUUUAUGAUGGCACAACUUGAAGUUGGCACAUCGUAUUACCAUCACCUUGAAGCAAGGAAAGUACUCCACCAAUCAGCUAACUAGUGUGCAUCGAUAUUAUUAGCCGGCGCUAACUUCAGCUAGCUAGCCUAGUCGAAAUCAACCGUGAUGGAGUCAGGAUAUAUCUGCUAAGUUGUGUUCCGAGCUUCGUUGAACCUGGAUACUGCCCAUUGUGACGCGCCUUAAGCUAGUGUUCCGUGCGGGCCAUUGGCUGAAGCUUGAAGUAUUUUCUUGCCCCUG